Messenger RNA from Penicillium subrubescens, 1206 nucleotides. Its product is annotated as Mn(2+) transporter ATX2. Gene Ontology annotation, molecular function: metal ion transmembrane transporter activity. NCBI's taxonomy places the organism in Eukaryota, Fungi, Ascomycota, Eurotiomycetes, Eurotiales, Aspergillaceae. Gene Ontology annotation, biological process: zinc ion transport; transmembrane transport. The record is from RefSeq and is a predicted model, not a curated record. Gene Ontology annotation, cellular component: membrane. The coding region runs from base 1 to 1206 and encodes 401 amino acids. The transcript has 3 exons.
AUGGAAGGACUCUUCACUCUGCUCGCUUUGAGCAUUGUGAUGGCAGUGACGUCCUUUGUUGUCGGCUCAUUACCUCUUGCCUUUACACUAUCCCCCUCCCAGCUACGAUUAAUCUCCUCGAUUGGUAUGGGAGUGCUGGUUGGUACAUCUUUGAUUGUUAUUAUACCCGAGGGCAUUGAGACCCUCUACAGCGCCAGUUCUGUCAGCCGGAAAAGUUUCGGCGCCCGCGCAACCAACGUCGACUGGUCCUCGCAGGGGCUAGUCUCUAACCAAAUAUUGAAUGAAGAUGGUGAUGCAUCAAGCGUGCCGUCUAGUACACCGGUGUCUUUCCUCGAACUCGACGGUGAACGAGCAUUGCCCCUCGUCAGCAGGGACGCAGCUUUGGAGGAAUUGCAUGCGCUGAACGCACGCAAGGACGAGACCUCGAGUGAAAAGCAAAAGGAAGAGAAAGAACAUCAGGAGGAAGAGAGCUCCCCGCAUGCAUGGAUCGGCAUUGCGCUCAUCAGCGGAUUCAUUUUGAUGUACCUCGUCGACAAAAUUCCCGAAUUCGCUUCUCCGACCAAACCUGAUCGACAGCCCUAUCACAUCUCUCUCGAUAACCUCGGGUCCGGCCUUCGGCGUAGUUCCUCCCCUAUUCGCAAUGGUGGCCUCCUCGAUGCAGGCCACUCGAGUUCUCGGCGCAGCCACAGCUUCGCAACCACGACAGGCUUGGUGAUUCAUGCGGCCGCGGAUGGUAUUGCAUUGGGAGCAUCCAGCACCGAUACUGGGCUAAGCUUCAUUAUCUUCCUGGCCAUUAUGGUGCACAAGGCACCCGCGUCCUUCGGCCUGACAUCAAUCCUAUUAAAGCAGGGGUUGUCGAGCCGUACGGCGAGGGCGCAUUUACUAGUGUUUAGUCUGGCGGCCCCCGUCGGUGCAUUGGCCACUUUCCUCUUUGCGCAUAUGGUUGGGUCUUCCAGCGGCGACCAGGCUGGCUCUCAGUGGCGGACUGGCAUGCUUUUGCUUUUCUCCGGCGGUACUUUCUUGUAUGUUGCUAUGCACACGAUGCAAGAGAAUGGCCCGGGCUCGAGCUCGCGAGAGGUGUCCGGCAAUGGUUACGGAGACUCUCGUGACUCGCAAAAUGGCUCGGACAAGUCGAUGCGCGACUUGAUUGCGUCCGUGGUGGGCAUGGUCUUGCCGCUCUUCUUGCAGAUUGGACAUGCUCAUUAA